UUUUGGUUUAAUUUUAUUUCUGUAUUUUACCACGGUCUGCAAAUGGCCCCCGGGCUGCACUUUGGACACUCUUGUUCUAUACAACAUAAUAGUGAAGGAAGACUUUAGCAUGCUGGACUCUAGCAGGUUAAUUUUCAUUAUGCAAUUGCUAUUUGAAGCUUGGCCUACAAUUUUAAUCACCCGAAAAAUAACUUCUAAAACACUAAAAGUCAAUUUAUUUAAUAUAUGAGCGUCAUUUUUUGUUUAUGUCGCGUAAUCUCGUGCUAAAACACCAGCCAGCUUCAGGGUAGCAUCACGUGACGUAAGAACUCAAGACCACGCCUUUUUUUGCCGUGGCAACACUGCAAACAUUCCAGUUCGAGACCGGAAGAAAGGAAGCUGCUGGAAGCCGAUGCACCUGUGGCAGCCUUUUGUUAACUAACUUUAUUUUAAAUUUUAGCUAUUUCUUUUAGAAAAAGGAUUUAAAGUUUAACAAGCCAUGUCAGAGGCACAUUUAAAAGCUAACGAGUCAACUUCCAGCAAGUUGUCUUUAUCCGACCAGCACACUAAGUGAGUUUGUCUUCUUGAGCAGUUGCCUCAACAGCUUUGUCAAUCAAUUGAUCUUGACGACAAAUUGAUUAAAAUACUGGGCGUGUAAGCUAAAAGCAGCAUAACGAGUCUAUCCGGUUACAUUUAUUUGUACAAUUAAUUACCAAUUAAUGCUUGUAACUUUCGUGAAUUUAUGACAUUGCCUCAUUUUUCGCUCAUGCAUGUGCAGUUUGUUUUGACAGCUAGCGUACGAUAAAGUUGUACAUAAGCAGAGAAGAUGGACACUGUUUAAGGUUUUGUGCAUCCAUAAAACACAAUGCCAACAGAAAAGUUCAAGAAAAAAGGGGAGACUUCCAGCAAAAUAUCCGAAGAGCAGACCGAGUGAGUUUGGCUUAAUGUACAGUUAGCGUUAGCAUUAGCAUUAGCAUUAGCAUUAGCAAUAGCAUUAGCAUUAGCUGCCUGCUAUACAUUAGAAAACAGCUGAGGGAACUUCAACUAGACUGGAAAGAAACAAGAUGGAUGAACAUUACAAUUCAGGUUCUGUAGCUGCCACUGCCUCCGAGAGCCUGGAGGAUGUGUGGCACGAGUGGAGUGACGCGGACAUCUACAGGGAGAAAUGGGACUCGAGCAAGCCAGAAGAUCCAAAGACAAUAAACAAGACUCCCAAUGUGUACUUCGAAGAUCCAGAGGGAAAAAUCAGCCUCCCGCCGUCACUGAAAGUGUUCUACUGGAGGCGACCAACAGACUUUCUGAUCAACACGGUCCCCACUGUUGUUGAGAAUACACUCACCUUUGACCUGGUGUCCCCCAACCAUCAUCUGCUUUGCAGCGAGCUGAUGAGGUGGAUCAUCAGCGAGAUCUAUAUUGUUUGGAAAGUCUUUCACCACCCUGAAGCUACGGACCAAUUUGGCUGGAAGCCAUGGGAGCACAUCUACUCGCUUUGCAAGCCGGGGAAAGGUCACGUGCCGCUCUACAACAGCUACGGGAAAUACCUUGUUAAACUGUUCUGGAUGGGCUGUUGGAGGAGGAUCACAGUGGAUGAUUUGAUGCCGUUCGAUAGAGAGAAUAGGCUGCUGCUCCCGGCUUCCAGCUGUCGCUCGGAGCUGUGGCCCAUGCUGCUGGCAAAGGCUCUCAUCAAAGUUAUUAACACAAGGCCUCACACUGUCGAUGUCAACAGAAAUAGAAUGUUGCAGCUUUCUCGGGAGAUAGGAGAGUUCACCUUCAUCCACCACCUCACCGGAUGGAUCCCAGAAGUCAGCCCGAUAAACGUCAUGUGCCAGAGACAAACGUGGGAUUUCCUACGAGGCAGCAUCCCUGAAUUUGUACACCUCACUAAGAAAGGGGCACAGAAAAAGGCCCAUCAUUCGUCAAGGAGGAGUUCUGCUUACAACGACCACAGGAGCCAUCGACCGGAGCUAGAUAAAGGUAACCCCAAGAUGAUUGUGUGUGCCAGCUUCUAUCCCAGUCGGGUACACAACGACCCCUUUGUGUACACAAACAUGGCCGACUCCUCGGAGACGCUCCGUCGCUACACCCUCUGUUUGCCGCACAGCCACAUCGUCCUGUUGACCAGAACCCGGUCCUGCCCCUUGGAGUUACCGCCUUCACCUCCACCUCUGCCGGAAUGGAAACUCAUCCGCCAAACCAAGAAGAUUGUGAUCAGCGAUGAACCGCGGGUGAUUCCUUUGUCCAAACCAGAGGAGUUCAUCGCCAUCGCCAGCCCUUUUAUCGACCGUCACGUCAAGAGCAGCUCUGACCCUGUCUCAGAGCCAGUGGACAAGUGGACCACUCCGAGGAAGCUGUUCUACAAAGCCCCGCUGGAAGUCAUCUCUGAGACCAUGGAGAUGGAAAGCCAAGAGGGCCUUGAUCUCGUGUCCACUGAACACACCGCUACGUGUGGCAACACCGUGUCUGACGACACAGAGGUCGCUGCAGAGGACAGGAAGAAGGACGAGGAGACCGUCUCUACUGUGUGCAGGAGUAGCGGGUACAUGACUUCCAGUCAGAUGUCAGAAGGGGAACACGGCGGUGAAAGGUUUGGGAACCAAUGGCGUAGAAAAUGGCAUGCCUCUUGCCAUGUCAUUAAUACAGUGUAUCAGAACAAAUCCAUACAGUCCAUACUACCAGAGACAUGGGUGGACUCAGAGGACUUUCCUAAAUGUUUCAGUCGCCUGCUGGUGUUCUAUAACCCGGAAGCUUACCCACACCAAGCCCAGAGGUCUCUUCUGAAGUGUUCAUGUGCAAGAGGCACUUACUACCUGUAUGUGGACAGCCUGCACCCUUUUAGGAUGCUCAUCAGUUUCUCUGUCCUGCUUCGCUGGGGAGAAGCAGAAAGCAGUGACAUGCCAUCAGCUCGUUGCCCGGGACUCCUCCAGGCCGCUCCGUACCACUGGAAGAGCCGUCAGUGUCAGCCACCUACAUUCACCAUCGAAACCAACUCCUUCAAAGCCAUGGUGCUUAACUUAUCACCUGGGCGGCAUGUUUUGGCCUUCCACGCAAAUGCAGAGCUGGGCUACCAUGUGCACCUGUGCAGCAAAAUGCCUUUCUUUUUCGGGGAGGAGGACACCAUCAUGUCACACUGUACCAAGGAAAGUCUUCGUUUCACGGAGAAGGCAAUGUCUAUCAUGCGGGCCUUGUCCAGAGUGGUAGCUUCCUUUAAUGACAAGCAGGGACAGAACCCUCAAGUAAGAAGCACCCUGGAGGAGAUUUACUGUCCCAAAGAAAAGACCCCAUUAGAAAAAUGGCAGAUCCAUAAGGUGUUCAGCUUGGCCGUCUACUACAUGCUGCAUGAUGCCCUGGGCAGGAGAAUGACCCCACAGGAGCGCUUCGCUGUAAUGGUCCUAACUGCUGACCCUUCACUCCUGGCUAGGGCACCCAGAGCACGCUCUCCUGCAUUGCAUGAAGAGUCACAGCCUCCAGAAAAUUGGACUGACAGGCAGCCAACAGCUGAGGAGGUCAAGGCGGCGACUCUUCUGCAGGCUGCUUUCAGGGGGCGCUUGGUGCGACUGGUCCUCAAAUCCUCCAAAUCUGCUGAAAAAGAGAACAUCUGCACAUCUGCAGUCCUUCCAGACAUGUGGUCAAGGGUCGAAUCUGACACUGACAAACACGCCGCCUCCUUGCUAUGGAACAUGUUUGAACUUUCUGAUAAAAAGGCCACGCUCUACCCGUGUCAGCUGGAUGAAUGGACCAAAAUCGUUUUCGCCGAUUACUCAGUCAGCCUCCCAGACAAAGCCACCUCCUGGAUUUUGGUCUUUAGAGAGGUGUUCUUUUUUACCAAGGAGACAUUGCUGUUACCAAAGGUCUACUGCACGAUUCCUUAUUCCCGGCUGCACAUCAUAAAUAACGACACGGGAGAAGAGCUGACCAAUCUCAUCACAACAAUCCCACCCCAUCUUUAUCAACCCAACAUGCUGGGUUAUACCUUUGUCGCAGAGGCGAUCACCCCUGAAUGGCCUCCUGCUGGUGCCAAGUGGACCUUGCGCUUGACUUGUACAAGGGAACCUCUCCCGAAGUUGUCCCACCCAGCUCCACUCAGCACAUUUUCAAUGCAGGACUUCCACGAUUAUUACAUUCCUAACAACAUGAAUAUUAUAUGUGGCUAUUCUGUGAAGGUGACCGAACCGGUCCUCGUCACUAUUCACUUUCAGACAUCCUGUCCGCAUGUGUUGAUACGUUUGUCCAUUUUGGACCACGAGGACGAAAUGGCCAGCACCACCGGGCAAGGCGUCGCCGUCAUUCCCGUGUUCAACUUCCUGCCCAGCAAAGAGGCGGAGCCACUAGCUCCCAGUCACUCAGUGGAGGAGGAGAACCAGAACAUAUCCCCCACCCAAGAGAAUGAAAUCAAGGAAUUAGACGCCAGCCUGGAAGAAGACGAGGAGGGCAGUACAUCUGGGAAAUCAGACUCUGCAGCUGACCAAUUGCAGCCGCCCACCAAGACGCCGGUAACACCGGAGCAUAAGUAUUUGGUGAGGGCAGAGGUGCUGCGUCAGAGCUGGGAUUUGGAUGAUUCUCAGUUGGCUUUUGCACAACUGCUCAGUUACAGAGAAACCCAAGUGUUCUUCCCCGAGGAUGCGACGGACUCGGCCUCUGACACGUCGAGCAACGAGGAGCGGGCCACUGAAGUAGCAGCCAAACCUAACAAGAAAGGCCAAGACGACAAGGAAAUCGGCUGCUGCUCGACCGUCUCCAAGGAAGAAACGAGCCUUGACCUGACGAAGGCCAACUACACGCUGUGUGUGGCUGUUGACAAGAGCCAAGCAGAGAGCAUCGAGGUGAAGAAGGACGUAGAGCGAAUAGAGCAGAUCAAAGCUAUUAAAAGAGCUUGGGAAGCGGCAGAACCCGGCCGCGCUGCCAAGGCGUGGCAAUCACGCCUCAAUUGGCUGAGCCAAUUUCAACCUCCAAAUGAUGAAAUUCCUGCCGAGGAGCCACCACCGUCACCACCACCCGACGAUUCUGAUGAGGCCUGCAGUCCCGUUCCUUUCAACGCUCCCAAUAUACCAAUUGAACAACUGUUAAGCAUCGCCGUUCCUCCCAUGGACUGCACCCCCUUCAUCAGAAGGAAACAGGAUUUUCCAACACUGGUGGACUCUGAGAUGGAGGAGAACCAGCGGAGGAAGCGCUUAGAGAAGAUCCAGGCCUACCAGCUGGAGCGGGAGCAGUUGGUGGAGGAGCGCUUGCAGAACGCCACCACCAGGAGGGAACGAAUGAAAGGCCUGUUGAAGCAGUAUGAGAGCCAGCAGACAGCUAUGUUGCAAGAGCAACAGAAAUUCCAGGACAUCCGCAUGCAACACAAUCAGAAAUCCACUGACAAUCGCAAAUGGCCGAAUAACCGCUUGAAAAAGAAACAAGAGGAUAAACAACCUGUGGAUGAGGCCUAAUUAAGCAGCUCAGUUGAGGGGGGGAAACACAUUUUCCCUCGCUGCCAACAAGCAAACGGCGCUUCAUGUCAUCUUUUGCUAGGACAAUAUCUAUUGACAAAUGAAGGACACAUGCGGAAGACCACUGUGUUGCUGCGGCAAGAUCUGAGCAAGAUGGCAGGGACGUGCCAAAGCACAGAACAUACAACUAGCAUACCUCAGCAUGACUCUGAGCUGCAUCUUUGUGAACAGCCAUAUGAUCAACGACAGCCUGUGUGUCACUUUGGAGGGGACUGCAUAGGCCUACUGUCGUCUUGCACAGUUUGUCUUUCUAUUCUAUUGUCUCUGAUGAUCAUGGUAAUAUAGUACAAUUUCAAAUAUUUGUAUGCAUUGUUGAUGUUGCCUUUUUCCAUGCAAACCCAUUUGCUUCCUUGAAGGUCACGGUAUUGACUGAGAAAGCCCAAAGGCAUGCUGGGUACGUCCAGCCUCCCCACCAGCUGAUUGAUUGGUCGAUUUGAUAUAGUUGCACUAAAAGAAGUCCCGUGCACAAGGCCAAGUAUAACAUGUCUGACUUAUUUUUAAGUACAAAUCAUUAUGCAACCGUUCAUUAAUGGUUGUAAUCCAAAAUAUAUGCCUUAGCUUGAAAUCUGUGUUUUUAAUUGUCGAAAGACUACUGAUCUCCUGCAGAGUGGGACGAUAAUUGGCAAUGAAUGAGAUGAUGAUGCCAUCUAGUGGUUAUGCAUAUGAAUAAAUUGUCACCGUAAUGCUGCACUGUGCUUCCUUCGAGGUUAACAAUAAGAGGUUGGUCCAUUGCCUGCAUCUGUGGCAGGAAGAGGUACGUUUGCAUUGUGUGCGCGUGUGUGUGUCAUCCUGCUGUAAUUGCACUCCGGCAUGAAGACGUUGCACCCUUCUGCUUCCGAUGUGAUCGUUCAGCUGAAUUCAAGUAGGUGGGCAACAUGCAAUGAAUGAACAGUACGCCUCUUGUGUACACAAGAAUAGUGCAAUGUGUCCAUUGUGCUACAUCCCUGCUUGAUGUGCCUUCCAGUCAGACUGUCAGGCCUCAUUGAUUUAACCACCCAUCCUGGUAUUGAACAUUGCCUUGCGUCUCAGUACUGUAGCGCUCUUUAACUCAGAUAUUUGUUCCAUCCCGCAGAUGACAUGAGGAGCAGUGGCCUGGGACGUGUUGUUGUCAACGAGAAGCUCUGGAAUUAACAAGCUACCACGUAAUUGGCAGCUGCUGCGUAAAGAUCCCAUAUUAUAGUAGUUUUCUGCAAUUUUAAAUAUGUCUCAGAUGUCCGGCAAUACUGUAUGGGAAGUGUUUGCUCAAAUCCAGCCGUGGUGCUGGAAUGUGGACAGUUUAAAAGUGUUUUUUAGUCAGCCCUGCUGGGAACAUGCUUUUGCGUGUGUGUAGCUUUUAUGCGAAUGAGCUGUGUUUGUCCUUGCCAGUGUGUGGCUCCAAGAAGCACUAUUGUGCACUUUUUACAUAUAAACUAAUUCUGCACUUGUCCAACGUGGUAGAUGCCAUAUAUUACAUACACCAACGAACAUUAAGGAGUGGCUCGUCAGGUUGCCAACUCCCUGAAAAAUAUACUGCUCAAAAGAAUAAAGGCAACGCUAAAAUAACACAUAAGUGAAAUGUUAUUGAAUCUUUUCUUUGACUAAAAACCUAAUUUAAUUAGAUGCAUGUUGUGGAGCAAUGUGAAUACAUGGUAAGGGAAAAAAAAGACAAUGAGCGAAAACCCUUUCCCAGACUGACAUAUAUAAAAUAUAAACUCACUAAUUCAUAUAACGUGCAAAACUCCAUGUCUGUCUCGUUUCUUCAUGUUGGAACAGGAGAAAUGAAGUGCUGCUGUUGACGUGUUGAUGCAUUCAAGCCAUCUUUGAGUCUUUCAGACAUCAACCAACCAGACAAAUGUUGGGCAGAUUACAUUGACAACACAUAAAUGCUGAAACCUGAUUGGAUAAAAAAAAAAAAAAGUACAUACAUUGUACAUACACGGCAUAGCAGCCAAGAGACUACGAAAUGAAGAUAGACUAUUGGGAAUAAAUUCAUCCAAUUUUAUGGAAGCCCAUGAACGUGAUAGCCACUUGUAGGUUCUCAGUCCGACACAAAUAAGCUCCAAACAAACCCUGUUGCUUUUUUCUUUUACAGACAAAAUGUCACUGCAUUAGAAAGUCAUAUUCGGAGUCCGAAGACCAGAUGCUAGGCAGAUCACUUUAGCGAGCUAGCUAGCCACCAAGCUCAGGCAGAGUGACAACCAAAGCAAAGGGGAUAAAUAACGAUGCCAGAAAAGUCCAACAGAAAUCGAUCAUUGAUUGGCUUAGCCUGUGGCCAGCUCUUGACAGUAAAAAUGAUUGUCGUUUUGUAUACUUAGAAAAAAAAAUACAUUUCUCACACUUUAGUUUGUAAAUAUGGGACGAUUCCAUUUUCAAGGGUUCAACAGCAACAUCACGCUACGUUAGCCUAUUUGCUGAAGACAAACAAAAUCACAAACUUACAGAUCCAGUGGUUGCCACUAGUCCAGGCGUUAUUUCAAGAUGUGUAGUGAAGCCCGAAAGGGUGGGCAUAUAGCUCAUCUAGUGUUUGAGCGCCUCUUCUCUCGGCAGUGAAGCCAACAAGUGAGGGAGAUGAUAGAUUUUUCUCACGUUUGGUGCUCAUAAACAACACAUUGCUUUUAGAACAUAUUUAAAAAGUCAAUUCUGCAUAAUAAGGGGGACAUUUUAAUGCAAAGAAGACAGGAGCCGAAAGGGUGGCGUGACCUUGAACGCAAGGGUUCAUGUGCGUUUAGACUUCUCUACAAGUAAUAAGACAAUAUCGGAUUCUUGAAUGGAGCCACAUAGCAGGAUGAUGCAAUUAGGCGAAACUGGAUACACAUUCCCUGAGUGGUGUGGAGACUGGUGGUGGCCCUUUAAUUCACUUUUCAUUUGGGAGGUCAUAAUUCAAGAGCGGCUUAAUCGAUUCACUUUCCAUGUGGACGACAAACAGACGGUCCAACUGUCAGGAAUUUGUCUGCUUGUCCGCUGCCUUCAGACAGUCUUACGAGUUCAAGCGUUGGCCCUCGUGUGUCUUUUGCUGAGGUUGAGGCGGCAUGCCUCGGGUGAAAGUUGCUGGUUCGAUCCUUGUGUAAGAUGCCAACCUCAGUUGAUCUCAUUGCUGCGUCAUCGGGUGAAUGGGACAACAAUGUCAAAGCACUUUGAGUAGCUUGAAGGUAGAAAACCGCUAUGCAAGUGAAACAGACAGCUGUCCUAUCUUGUCUGACUGGUGUGUGUCCCACCUAGUCUUUGAGCAUGAAAUGAUGAAGCCAGCUCGGAUGACAGACGAAACGUCUUCUAAACAACCUGAUUCAAUGCCCUGAGAAUACAAUGACCUGGAUAAUGACAAUAUCCACAGGCAUUUGAAAGUGGAACCAAGUUUACCAUUUGUUCCAACACAGUUGGCCAAAAGUGGAUAAGGUUGCUGGAUCCUGGUUAAUACUUGUGCAGUGUACCCAAGGAGUGAGCUGUAAGACCCUUGUGUUGUCUUUGCUUUACUUUCAAGAUCAAUAAUGAAACACCCAGGCAGACAUGGACUGAAAUGGGGUGGAUACAAGGUGCUUUUCCUUCCUGGCUCAAUAUGCCGCAGUGCCAGCCCAUUCUUCUUUCUGUUACCUGCUGAGACUCUUCAAGAUCUAGAGGUCAGGCCUCAGGGGUUGGCUGUGUUGACAGAAGAUGGGGGGAGCAAGACCCUCUGAAGAGGGAAGGCUUAAGACUCUCAUGUGAUAGGAACCGACGCUAACAGACUGACAAGCACUUGUAAUCCCACCCCGCCUCUGUUCCCCUGUAACACCCUCCUCAGCGUACACUCACAAGCCGCAGCCAUGCAGCGCUGGAGGCUGGACUCCACAAUGGCAGACAUCCCAACCUCAGUGCAACCUUAUUCUUGUAAACUGGGCUAUUGCGCUCCCUUUAAUCACCUCGCAUUGACUGCACCGUCUCUGCGCCGCUGGCUGAUGUCCAGCGGUGCCAGCACAGCUCAAGCCCCCUUUUUUGUUGCAGAAAACCAAAUAAGUUGUGAGUGCUUCAUAAAAAUGUGGAAGACUCCAAAUGGGGAGUACAGUAGACCACCAAGGACAAGGCUGACCAGAUCAGAGCAUCCCAAAUCCUGUGGGUUCUUUCUGCCACUUUUACAGAUGAGCUUUCUUAUGAAAUGUUUCUUAUUUUCCCCGGGGUGCUCACUUAUCAAUGUCUACCGACAUCCUUCCUUGACGACCUGUUAAUUGGGAAGAUAAGCCUACUCCUAUUUGAAGGUCGGACGGAGUUAACAUUUGACCAGUGUGGACAUUAGUCCAGCUCUGUUUACACUUUGGACAGUGUCAAAGGGACAAAAUGAAGACUUGACAGCUGUCCUUCAUAGUUUUAAGAUUUAAGAGGAGGGGGGUGAUUUAUGUCUUCAGUGACAAGUGUCCUUCAUGGCGACCUGUCUGUUUAAUUUAUACGAUAGCACGGACGUUCACUGUAAUAACACAGGAGUCCUGUUGUCUCCUGCUGGUUUGUACUUUCUUGGUCGGGUAUCAGGCAGGAUCAUAAGUUACUUUUGUUUGCACCAAUCACAACUUCAUUGUUUUCAUGUGGGCUGUGACUAAAUUUAUUCAGUGAUGCAGAGCGUCGGAAUGUUACUUUUCUAGAUUGGUUGGUUCAAUGGCAACUCUUGGGAGGAUUACUAUUUUGCUUAAUUUACCAGCAGAUGCCUUCAGGCUAUACGAAACUUGUUUGUCAUGCUCUGCGUCGUUUGUUGUGUGGCAGCCAGAUUUGUGUGAUGAAUUUCUGUUGAACACCCCAAUCCGGAAAUCAACCAAGAAUGUAAAAAUAUGACUCAAAAGGCCGUCAUUAUGCGUAACGUCAACAAAUCUUGCAAUACGUGAGCCCUGUUUGCAUCUAGUUCUUCUCUGGCUUUGUUGUGAUGCCAUCACAGAUGUGUGACGAUCACCAUGAAACCAGAAAUUGUCAGCACAGUCGUCCCUCGCCACUUCUCCGUUCUGAUUUUGCGGCUUCACUUUAACACGAUUUUUCAAAAUAUGAAUUAUUGGUCACCAGGUGUCAAUAAGGUCACUGUAAUGUUCGCUAAGACACACAAAUGCCAAACUUGAUCAUGGAACAACCGGCUUUGAUUGCAGGUUUGAAUUAUCUCACAACAAGCACAAAAAUCACUAAUAAAAAUUCCUAGUUAAAAACAUGGGCUACGGUUGCUGCAGUAACCUGUGCCAAGCUAAAACUCACUUCCUGUCCAACUGCCACUCACCUCCCAUAGGGAACACAUUUCUAGCAACACACAAAAGCCUUAUUUAUGUCUUAAACGUCUUACUUUCUCUUAUGUUCACUAUAUUGGUUAAUAUGAGCGUAAUGGUGACUAUAGGGGUGUUAGUUCAUGUUUUGAGGGCUCUAAUAAUGUUAAAAACUCUAUUUAGAAGGUCAUAAACAGGCUCUCUAUGCUCUAUGAAAAUAUUCCAUUUAUAAACAAGGAAUCCUACUUUUUUCACUUAUCACGGUGGCGUCUGGAGCACAUUUUUCCUGCCCGUUACUCUCCCUAUUAUCUCUUCAAAAGGGAAGUACUUUUGCUUUAUUUUAGUUUUAUUAUAUACAUGUUCAAUUGACCUUAUACUUGGGAAUUACCUAAAUCAGGUGUGUCCAACUCAAUCACACGGGGCCAAAACUCAAAGCUGACUAAACAGGACAAUCGGGCAGAUUACUCAUUUCCCAGCAUUCUUCACUGUAGUUAAAAUGAUCAUUUUUGACUAUCUUGUGCCUCUUUAAGGUGUUAUUUUGUACAGGCUGGAUGUAAUAGUUAAAGGGGUGUCGUUUCUAUUCGUGUGCAGUGCAAUGUUUGCUUUUUUUGGUCUAAAUCCGGCGCUCUUGGUAAGAAUGGUUGUGAAAUACGUGCUAUUGUAUAAUACUAUGGCCACUUUUAAAUGCAUAACAGAGAAGUAGCAGUUGCUACUAGUAAAAUUGCACAGAUCACGCAAGCACUUUGUUUCUUGAGGUCCUCAAUGUGUGCCAACUAAUUUUUUCUUUUCCUUAACAGAUGAUGACCUCUGAUGCAAAGACAAAAGAUCCACACACGGAUGCUGAGAGCCACAGAGGCACGGUCACCGUGAAGUGCUGAUUUGAUAAACUGUGAAUCGAUUGGAGUUGAAACCUCAAAACGGGGAGUUAGGGGGGGUGGAAGCUGUAUACAGUCCAGUCAUGGAUAACCCGUCCCUCAUGCCCAGCAUUGAUUAUUGUUAUCUUGGAUAACACGACAACCAAGCUCUUCCUUCACCCUCCAUAGACUCGCAGUAAAAAACAAUUAUGUUGUUGGCUAAUUGAAAAGACAUAAAUGCUUUGAAAUUACCAGAUUUUUAUAGCACAGCAUGUCUGUGAAACAUUUUGUACGGUUUCCUGCUAAAUUUCUGGGAGUAGUAGCUGUCUGGCUCAGUUUUUGUGCCCCUCCUUGGCACUGGAGAUCUCCUAUGCCUGGGUGUUGACAUGCAUGAAACAGCAGUGUGUACAACUACACUACAAGUGCACUGACUUGUCUAAGAAAAACUUCCCUCUGUCAUAACCAUGGCAACACUGACACUCGCCCUUUCCUUGAAUAGUGGCGUCCAUCUGCUCCACGGUAUGACGGGUACCAGCUGUGGCACCCCAAGCGCAGUCGAGCAGACACGUCACAGCCAUGCCUUCAGCUGUUUGCACAAAUGUUCCUGCACACACACAUGCACACACACACUCUGAGCAGGCUCAGUCAUUCAUGUCUUUGUUGUUUCUGGUCCCUGUUGUUUCUCUUUUUCACCACCAGAUGCCCCCACUUAUUUCCUGUUUUACUUUGAAAGAACUCAAUGCAUGUGUUGCUGCUUGCCCUGCUUCCUUCUGUAGAUGUUUCUUCGUGUAUUUUCUUGUCCAUGACAUUUGAAUGCAUCGUUUUGUAGAAUUUGUAUCUGUAAGCUUAUCAUCGUGUGUACAAUCCGUCCUAAGCAUGUCUUAGUAUUACAAGACACAGGUGAUCCUCAGGUUUGUUAUGUUAUGACAAUAAACUGCAUCCACUGGGAAGGCUCCAGUUUGGGAGUUUUGGGGAUUUACCCCUUAGUACUCAGUACUCCUGUGACGUCACUGGAGCCAUGUUUACUGGCGUCUGCCUUUCCAGUAGAUCGUUCCUUUGACGUAAAGAGGGGAGACUUGUUGCAUGGGUACUAACUUGUCUCCCACAUUGUCCCACCCAGGCUCCAUGCACUGAAGAGGUCACUCCAGAUGCAGUCCUAUGGUCUCCUGAGAGUAUAAACAACGGGAGUUGGUGCACAGCCCUCAUCACAACACCCACAAAGGCUGGUAGUUUGGUUGAUGGUGCCGGACCACUUGAUUGCUUCACCACAGGACGAGGCAACAUCGCCAGCGACAUCGACAGCAUCAGCAUCAGCAGGUGCAGUGGAGCACAACCACAACGCAGGAUGGAUGCAUAGGG
Messenger RNA from Dunckerocampus dactyliophorus (ringed pipefish), 12858 nucleotides. RefSeq names its product androglobin (gene adgb). Gene Ontology annotation, molecular function: protein binding; calcium-dependent cysteine-type endopeptidase activity. NCBI's taxonomy places the organism in Eukaryota, Metazoa, Chordata, Actinopteri, Syngnathiformes, Syngnathidae. The transcript is spliced from 36 exons. The coding region runs from base 1044 to 5405 and encodes 1453 amino acids. Gene Ontology annotation, biological process: proteolysis. The record is from RefSeq and is a predicted model, not a curated record.